Limanda limanda (common dab) is the source of this 1728-nucleotide messenger RNA. RefSeq names its product sap30-like (gene sap30l). Gene Ontology annotation, cellular component: histone deacetylase complex. The transcript has 4 exons. Lineage: Eukaryota; Metazoa; Chordata; Actinopteri; Pleuronectiformes; Pleuronectidae. Gene Ontology annotation, molecular function: protein binding; transcription coregulator activity. Bases 543 to 1079 code for a protein of 178 amino acids. The record is from RefSeq and is a predicted model, not a curated record. Gene Ontology annotation, biological process: regulation of DNA-templated transcription.
CCAUUGUACGAGCUGCUCUCGAACCCGCGGCUGUUGCGGCGCAACCCGUUUUAAACGCGUGAUUCCUGUGAAGUGUCUUCGCCUCGUUCACCGCCUGAGACCCGGGGCCAAGCGGGGAAUCCCACCGGGCCAGCAGCGCGUUGUCAGCGGGACGAGCAGCGAGGCUCUCCCCGGAGGAAGCAGCUGGUUGUCGGCGGCGGAGCCACCUUGCGGUCCCGCUAGCACCGGAGCUAGCGAACGUUAGCAACGGCUGUUUGUGCAGCGAGAAUCCGCCGGAGCUCCGCGGGGAAACAUGCGUUUAACCGGACCCGGUUGUGUGUCCAAGUGAGUCCCCGGAGCCCGGGUAACACACCGGGGGCUAGGGUUAGGGUUAGGGCUCGACCCGCAGCCGUUAGCCGAGCUAGCUUGCGAGCUAACACCACCGGGUUGUCUUUCACAAAGGGGGGCAGAGCGUGACCGGGGAGCCGUGCUCGUCCACCUGACGCCGGCUGCUUAACCGACCCCACCCCGGGGCUGUCGUAGACCCCGAGCCCGGCUCCAGGAUGAACGGGUUCAGCACGGAGGAGGACAGCCACGACGGCCCGGCCGCGCCGCCCUUCUACGGGCAGAGCUGCUGCCUGAUCGAGGACGGGGAGCGCUGCGGCCGCUCGGCUGGAAACGCCUCCUUCAGCAAGCGGAUCCAGAAGAGCAUCUCCCAGAAGAAGCUCAAGCUGGACAUCGACAAGAGUGUGCGACACCUCUACAUCUGCGAGUUCCACAAGAACUUCAUCCAGAGCGUCCGCAACAAGAGGAAGAGGAAGACCAGUGACGAUGGAGGAGAAUCUCCGGAUCAUGAUGUGGAGGUGCCGGAGGUCGACCUCUUCCAGCUGCAGGUGAACACGUUGAGACGCUACAAGCGACACUACAAGCUGCAGACCAGACCUGGACUCAACAAGGCCCAACUGGCAGAGACGGUGAGUCGUCACUUCAGGAACAUCCCGGUGAACGAGAAGGAGACGCUGACGUACUUCAUCUACAUGGUGAAGAGCAGCAAGAGCCGCUUGGACCAGAAAGGAGACGGCGGGAAACCGUUGGACUAAAGCUUCUCCCGACGACACCCGCAGCCAUCGACAGAGAUCUAAACCCACGGUGACAAACGAGCAUUACUGAAGCUGGACACCACUAACUACAGCAGCCACCGCUAUGACAAGCUCCUCCCACAAUCCUGCGCCCCACUCCUCCUUCGCACCAGACAGUGACUCUCUCUCUGUCCUCAAAGGACGACUCGCGGAGAAGGAGGCCGAAGAAUUCAGGAUGGGGACGAGUUUUCGCUUUUCGCCCAUUUCGCCCUUUUCAGAUAAACCCCAGUCCGGGCACCUGUUGCCACGACGACCGAUCCUCUCUCUCUCUCUCUCCUCCGCAAAAAGCCGAGUCCCUAAAGACUGUCGAGGACCAGGACGCCGCCGGGUUUCCACGUCGUCACGCUGUAAUGUAACUUGUCGAUAUGUACAAAAGGAAUCACGUCCGAUCUGAAGUAACCUGGUGGAAUGAAAUGUACAAAAUUAGCGCUGCCUUAAGUGUGAAAAAGCAAAACACGUUUUGGUAAUUUUGGGGGGGGGGGUUUUCUUUUUUCUUGUCUUUGCCGAGUUGACUGUUAAAACACGUUUUUUCGCCAUCCGCGAGUAAAACGCUUGUGCCAAACAGAGACCGAAAGAAGAGUGUUGGUGAUGAAUGAGGCCGAGUGGGGGG